Molecule: messenger RNA, 2703 nt
Organism: Beta vulgaris subsp. vulgaris (sugar beet)
Lineage: Eukaryota; Viridiplantae; Streptophyta; Magnoliopsida; Caryophyllales; Amaranthaceae
Product: probable beta-D-xylosidase 7
Exons: 6
Coding region: 142-2535 (797 amino acids)
Biological process (GO): xylan catabolic process; arabinan catabolic process
Cellular component (GO): plant-type cell wall
Molecular function (GO): alpha-L-arabinofuranosidase activity; xylan 1,4-beta-xylosidase activity
Source: RefSeq, a predicted model, not a curated record
CAUGAAAAUAUGAAAUGAUGUUUCAUCAUUUUGUUAUCCAUUUUUUCGUGCAUGCGUUAUCUUUAUUAAUUUAUAGUGUGAAUUUUGAUGAAUACUUGUGAUUUUGAAACUUGUAGAGUUAUAGUACCAAAGUCUUAAACCAUGAAUGCCAGAAAAACAACUCUGGUUCUUCCCAACUUGAUAUACCUUUUCUUUACUUCUACACUCGUUCAACUCGGCAGAGUGAACUCAGUCCCAUCUCGGCCACUCUUCGCUUGUGACUCGUCAAACCCAUUAACAAAAUCUUAUCUUUUUUGCAAUAACAAAUUACCCAUCAACCAACGAGUCAAGGACCUAGUGAGUCGACUCAGUAUAGACGAGAAGAUAUCCCAACUCACCAACUCAGCUCCAGCGAUUCAGCGACUCGGUAUCCCUGCUUACGAGUGGUGGUCCGAGUCACUUCAUGGGGUGUCAAGGCACGGCCGUGGGUACCGAUUCAAUGGUACGUUUGAUGAAAAUGGCACCAUUUUGAAUGGGACUGCUACAAUUAAGGCAGCUACUAUGUUCCCUCAGAUCAUUCUCACUGCUUCUUCCUUUGAUUCUCAGCUUUGGUAUCGCAUUGCUCAGGCAAUUGCAACAGAAGCAAGGGCGAUGUACAACGUUGGACAAGGCAAAGGCUUGACAUUUUGGGCACCAAACAUAAACAUAUUUAGAGAUCCAAGGUGGGGAAGAGGGCAGGAAACCCCUGGAGAAGACCCAUUGCUGACUUCUAGAUAUGGAGUGUCCUAUGUCAGAGGCAUUCAAGGGUAUACUAUUCAAGGGAAGAAGACUUCACAGCACCUUCAAGCCUCUGCUUGCUGUAAGCACUUCACAGCUCAUGACUUGGAUAACUGGCACGGCAUCACUCGUUAUACUUUCGAUGCUAAGGUGUCUAAGCAAGAUUUGGCAGAUACGUUCCAGCCCCCAUUCCAGAGCUGUGUUGAACAAGGUCAAGCCAGCUCGAUAAUGUGUGCGUAUAAUCGUGUGAAUGGAAUCCCUAGUUGUGCACAUUAUGAUUUCUUAACAGACACAGCUAGAGGGCAGUGGCGUUUUGAUGGGUACAUAGUCUCAGACUGUAAUGCAGUGCCUAUAAUAUAUGAGCAACAGGGUUAUGCCAAAACACCAGAAGAUGCAGUUGCUGCUGUUCUAAGUGCAGGGAUGGAUGUGGAAUGUGGCUCUUACACAACACGAUAUUCCAGAUCAGCACUUGAGCAGAAAAAAAUUACAGAGGAAGAUUUAGACCGAGCCCUUCACAACUUGUUCUCUGUCCGAAUGAGGUUAGGCCUUUUCAAUGGAGAUCCAAGGAAAAUUGGAUCUUUCAGGAAGAUCGGUCCAGAACAAGUUUGCUCUGAAGAGCAUCAAAAUCUUGCUCUUGAAGCUGCCAAAAACAGCAUUGUACUUCUUAAAAAUGUUAACAAUCUCCUUCCGCUGUCAAAAGCGAAAAACAGUUCAUUUGCUGUAAUAGGACCUAAUGCAGAUUCUCCUCAAGUUCUGCUCGGUAACUAUGAAGGUUUUCCGUGCAAAACUACAACAAUUCUUGAAGCCUUACAACUUUAUGUUGAGGGUAUAAAGUAUCAUCCGGGAUGCAAUGCGGUUGAGUGUUCAUCUGCUGAAGUUGAACAAGUUGUGGAAAUAGCUAAAGCGGUAGAUUAUGUUGUUCUUGUGAUGGGUUUGGAUCAAACACAGGAAAGAGAGAAACUGGAUCGUGUUGAUCUCGUUCUUCCUGGUAAACAGCAAAGUCUUAUAAAAAGUGUAGCAGAAGCUGCAAAAAAGCCGGUUGUACUACUGCUUCUUUGUGGUGGUCCAGUUGACAUCUCUCUUGCAAGGGAUGACGAUGAAGUUGGAAGCAUAUUAUGGGCUGGUUAUCCAGGGGAAGCCGGGGGACUUGCCCUAGCAGAAGUCAUUUUUGGUGAUCAUAACCCAGGUGGGAGAUUACCAGUGACAUGGUAUCCAAAAGAUUUUGCUCAAGUACCAAUGACAGAUAUGAGGAUGCGGCCUGACAAGUCUUCAGGCUAUCCAGGGAGGACAUACAGAUUCUACGAAGGCAAGAAGGUUUUUGAAUUUGGUUAUGGUCUAAGCUACUCAACCUAUUCUUAUGAGUUUGCCUCAGUUACUCGAAAUACACUAAGCUUGAAUUUGGAAUCAUAUGCUAACCCGUUUCUCAAGGGCUCAAACAUCACCCAACCACUAUUGAUUUCACAUAUGAGUAAGCAAUUCUGUGAGACAGGGAAGUUAAUAGCAGUUGUUAGAGUGAAAAAUAACGGGAAAACACCAGGCAGGCAUCCGGUGUUACUUUUUGUGAAGACUGGUGUGCAGAUUGAUGGUAGUCCAAUAAAACAGUUGAUCGGGUUUGAGAGCGUGAACUUAAAUGAAGGAGAAUUUAAGGAAAUUGAGUUUCCCGUGAGUCCAUGUGAGCACCUAAGUAAAGCUAACAAGGAUGGGCUGAUGACGAUUGCCAAAGGUGUUUAUUUUCUGGUUGUGGGAGAGGCAGCUUACCAAAUCAACAUCACAGCAUGAGAUGAGUGAAACCACUUAUUGCUAUGAAUUUUCUCAGGCAUACUCCUAUUGUUACUGUAUUCUCUUUUUCAGACUGUAAGACUUACAUAUAGCAGAGCAAUAAGCUUUGUCAAUAGAGCUAUAUCAAGAAGUUUUCAGCUAUGUUGCGGUUUCUGACUCUUAUUGUCA